Nilaparvata lugens (brown planthopper) is the source of this 15781-nucleotide messenger RNA. RefSeq names its product ryanodine receptor (gene RyR). Gene Ontology annotation, cellular component: sarcoplasmic reticulum membrane; calcium channel complex; sarcolemma. The coding region runs from base 168 to 15422 and encodes 5084 amino acids. NCBI's taxonomy places the organism in Eukaryota, Metazoa, Arthropoda, Insecta, Hemiptera, Delphacidae. Gene Ontology annotation, molecular function: protein binding; ryanodine-sensitive calcium-release channel activity. The record is from RefSeq and is a predicted model, not a curated record. Gene Ontology annotation, biological process: calcium ion transmembrane transport; intracellular calcium ion homeostasis. The transcript has 101 exons.
AGCAUCCAGUCGGCCGCUGUCCGCGAACACGACUUGACCGUCCGCGAACACGACUUGACCGCUCGCUCGCCGCUCGCGAUUUCAAAGUAAAACUUCGACCCGGUGCAGUGCGCCGGACCAUGACUAGAGGCUAGUGAUAGUUUCAAAGUUUAUCAACAUCGGCAGAAAUGGCGGACAGUGAGGGUGGAUCGGAGCAGGAUGAUGUCUCCUUCCUUCGAACGGAAGACAUGGUCUGCCUGUCCUGCACGGCCACCGGCGAAAGAGUCUGCCUUGCCGCUGAAGGAUUCGGUAACCGCCAUUGUUUCCUCGAAAACAUCGCUGACAAGAAUAUUCCACCGGAUUUGUCUACCUGUGUUUUUGUCAUCGAGCAAGCUUUGUCAGUACGAGCUCUUCAGGAAUUGGUCACAGCAGCUGGAUCAGAAGAGGAACAGGACUCACUUGGUAAAGGAACUGGUUCAGGACAUAGAACUCUACUGUACGGCAAUGCUAUUCUACUGCGACAUCAAAACAGUGAUAUGUACUUGGCUUGCCUAUCAACAAGUUCAUCCAAUGAUAAACUUUCAUUCGAUGUUGGUCUCCAAGAGCAUUCGCAAGGUGAGGCCUGUUGGUGGACAGUGCACCCCGCCUCCAAACAGAGAUCUGAGGGUGAGAAGGUGCGAGUCGGUGACGACCUCAUCCUUGUCUCAGUUGCCACUGAACGAUACUUGCACACAACAAAAGAGAACGACUUGUCCAUCGUGAAUGCCUCAUUCCAUGUGACUCACUGGUCUGUUCAGCCUUACGGCACCGGAAUCAGUCGCAUGAAAUAUGUCGGUUAUGUGUUUGGUGGCGAUGUGCUCAGGUUUUUUCAUGGUGGUGACGAGUGCCUUACAAUACCAUCAACGUGGAGUGAAGCACCAGGACAGAAUAUAGUAGUAUAUGAGGGUGGCAGUGUGAUGAGUCAAGCCCGUUCAUUAUGGAGACUGGAACUUGCUCGAACAAAGUGGGCGGGUGGCUUCAUCAAUUGGUAUCAUCCUAUGAGAAUACGCCACUUGACAACUGGACGUUACCUUGGAGUCAACGAGAAUAAUGAACUACAUCUUAUCGUGAGAGAUGAAGCUACAACAGCUCUGUCAGCAUUCUGUCUGCGACAGGAGAAGGAUGAUCAGAAGGUCGUGCUUGAAGACAAAGAUCUGGAAGUGAUAGGCGCGCCAAUCAUCAAGUAUGGUGACAGUACUGUUCUCGUUCAACACUCGGAGACUGGAUUGUGGCUCACCUAUAAAUCAUAUGAAACAAAGAAGAAAGGAGUCGGAAAGGUUGAAGAAAAACAAGCCGUUCUCCAUGAGGAAGGAAAGAUGGACGAUGGGUUGGAUUUCUCUCGCAGUCAGGAAGAAGAGUCGAGAACUGCUCGGGUCAUCAGGAAGUGCUCAUCCUUGUUCACUCAAUUCAUCAGGGGUCUAGAAACAUUGCAGGUGAAUAGAAGGCAUUCGUUAUUCUGCGCAACUGUUAAUUUGAAUGAAAUGGUGAUGUGCCUGGAAGAUUUGAUCAACUAUUUUGCUCAGCCUGCUGAUGAUAUGGAACAUGAAGAAAAACAAAAUAGGUUCCGUGCGUUGAGAAAUCGUCAAGAUCUGUUCCAAGAAGAAGGCAUACUGAAUUUGAUUCUGGAAGCAAUCGAUAAAAUAAAUGUGAUAACAUCGCAAGGUUUCCUUGUCAGCUUGGCUGGAGAUGAAUCAGGGCAAAGCUGGGACAUUAUUUCUGGCUACUUGUAUCAACUUCUUGCUGCCAUAAUUAAAGGAAAUCACACCAACUGCGCCCAGUUUGCCAAUUCGAAUCGUCUGAACUGGUUGUUCAGCAGACUGGGCUCACAGGCAUCGAGUGAAGGCACUGGAAUGCUGGAUGUAUUGCAUUGUGUUCUCAUUGAUUCGCCUGAAGCUUUGAAUAUGAUGAGGGAUGAACAUAUCAAAGUUAUCAUUUCUCUUCUGGAGAAACAUGGGAGGGAUCCGAAAGUACUGGACGUGCUGUGCUCACUAUGCGUGGGUAACGGUGUGGCGGUUCGCAGCUCACAAAACAAUAUCUGUGAUUUCCUUCUUCCAGGCAAAAAUCUUCUUCUUCAAACGCAGCUGGUCGAUCAUGUUGCUAGUGUCCGUCCGAAUAUAUUUGUGGGUCGUGUUGUCGGCUCGGCAGUCUACCAGAAGUGGUACUUUGAGGUGACGAUGGACCACAUUGAGCAGACAACACACAUGACGCCGCACUUGAGAAUCGGCUGGGCCAACACUAGUGGAUAUGUGCCUUACCCUGGCGGUGGAGAAAAAUGGGGUGGAAAUGGAGUUGGUGAUGAUCUGUACUCUUAUGGAUUCGAUGGUGCCAACUUAUGGACAGGAGGACGUAAAACCUGUGUUCUUCCGCAUGCAACUGAGCCAUUCAUCAGGAAAGGCGAUGUUAUUGGAGUAUCUCUAGACUUGACAGUGCCAAUCAUUACAUUCUCAUUCAAUGGCUCGCCUAUAAGAGGAUGUUUUAGAGAUUUCAAUUAUGAUGGAAUGUUCUUUCCAGUUCUAAGUUGCUCAUCUAAGCUCAGUUGUCGUUUUCUCCUGGGUGGUGACCAUGGACGUCUGAAGUAUAUCCCACCUGAAGAAUUCUCUCCGCUUGUCGAAAGCUUGCUUCCUCAGCAAGUGCUAUCCAUAGAUCCGUGCUUCUACUUCGGUAACUUGAAUAAAUGUGUGCUGGCCGGGCCAUGGCCAGUUGAGGAUGAUAUGGCCUUUGUGCCAACACCUGUAGAUACAACGAAGGUUACACUGCCGAAUUAUAUUGAGAGUAUACGUGAUAAACUAGCAGAGAACAUACAUGAAAUGUGGGCUAUGAACAAGGUAGAAGCUGGCUGGAUGUUCGGCGAGAAACGCGAUGACAUACGCAAAGUGCACCCAUGCCUCAUCCAGUUUGACCAACUGCCGCCUGCUGAAAAGCGCUACGAUUCACAGCUUGCUGUACAGACUCUCAAAACCAUCCUAGCGCUGGGCUACUACAUAACCAUGGACAAGCCUCCUUCGCGCAUCAAAACGAUUCGCCUUCCGAAUGAGCCGUUCAUGCAGUCGAAUGGCUACAAGCCGGCGCCCCUCGACCUCACCGCCAUAUCGCUCACUCCGAAAAUGGAGGAGCUAGUCGAUCAGCUGGCCGAGAACACACACAACCUUUGGGCCAAGGAGCGAAUCCAACAGGGCUGGACUUAUGGACUCAACGAGGACUCUGAUAUGCUAAGAAGCCCGCAUCUGGUCCCUUACUGUAAAGUUGAUGAAGCUAUAAAGAAGGCCAACAGGGAUACUGCAAGUGAAACGGUCAGAACUCUAUUAGUUUAUGGCUACAAUCUUGAUCCACCUACUGGUGAAGCCCAUGAAGCUCUUCUUGCAGAGGCAAGUCGUCAAAGACAGACUCUCUUCCGAACCUACCGAGCUGAAAAGAACUAUGCUGUAUCAACAGGAAAAUGGUAUUUUGAAUUUGAGAUUCUUACUGCCGGGCCAAUGAGGGUGGGCUGGGCACGAUCAGAUUGUCCUCCGGGAUCGCAGUUGGGAAACGAUGAAUAUUCGUGGGCGUUCGAUGGAUUCAACGUGACAAAGCAGCAUCAUGGUACUAUUGAUUCUUUUGGAAGACGGUACCAAGUAGGAGAUAUGGUGGGCGUGUUCCUUGACUUAUUUGAUAGGACAAUCAGCUUCUCUUUGAAUGGUGAACUGCUCAUGGAUGCUCUUGGAGGAGAAACUUCAUUUGCCGACGUACAAGGUGAAAGCUUUGUUCCUGCUUUUACGCUUGGCGUGGGUCAGAAAGCCAAACUCACAUUCGGGCAAGAUGUCACAGUUUUGAAAUUCUUCACAACAUGCGGUCUUCAAGAAGGAUAUGAACCAUUCUGUGUGAAUAUGAACAGAGCUGUAACAUACUGGUACACGAAAGACCAUCCAAUCUUCGAGAAUACUGAGGACUAUGCUGACUCGCGGAUUGAUGUGACAAGGAUUCCCGCUGGUUCAGACUCUCCACCCUGCCUUAAAAUAAGCCACAACCUGUUCGAGUCUAUGGAGAAGGCCAAUUGGGAGUUCCUCAGACUUUCUCUCCCAGUCAUUUGCCACUCAUCAUUCAUCGAAGAAAGUGAAAAAUUGAAACGAUGGCAGGAGAUUAGAAUUCGCCAGCAUAGGCUGUUAGUGGAAGCAGACCAAACAACGCCAGCACACAUCGAGCAAAUAAUGAAAUCUGGCUUUUCCAUGAGUGAUAUCAAAGGUCUACAUAGAGGCUAUUCAGAGGAUGCCGUGGAGGCAGAUGAGAUGAUGAUGCCUCCACAGAGUACACCGACCCCGAAGGGUAAGAUGGGUCGGCAUCCGUCAAGACCCCCUAGGAAAGGAUCACUGUCCAGAAAUGAGGAUAUGCCCAUGAUUAAUGGAUCUUUAGAACAAAGUAAAAUGAACAGGUCUACCAGUGAGCUGGAUCUCAAUAGAUACAAUGCUGAUUUGCAAAAUGAUAAGGACGACAAGAAGAAAAGAGGGCGCUCUCCGUUCAGGUUCUUCUCACGCAAACGUGAAGCCAGCAAUGAAAGAUCGAAGAAGGCAAAAAGUCCAGAACCGAAUUCGAUGAUGGAAGCUGAUCGAGGACAGAUGGGCAGAAUGCAACCUCAGCACAUGAUGAGGACACCCACUGUCAAAGUUACAGCGCCGGACAUGAAGGUGAUUCCUCCGACCAUACCAGAGCGAUCCAACAUGCCGAAGCAGAUGACUGGAGCGCCUCUCUCUGGCAGUGGAAUAGAAUCGGUUGGCAAUGAAAUAUUCGAUGGCGAAUGCCUCAAGUUGAUCAAUGAAUAUUUCUAUGGUGUGCGCAUUUUCCCCGGUCAAGACCCCACUCAUGUGUAUGUCGGCUGGGUCACAACUCAGUACCACUUUUUCGCCAAUGAGUUCAACCAGUCCAAAGUCAGAAAAGUCACGGUUCACACACUUGACGAGUUCAGUCGAGUCAAUGAGAGUGUUGAUAGGCAGAGCUGUUACAUGGUAAGAUCUGAUGAACUUUUCAAUGAAGUUACAAAUGAUUCGUCGGGAAAAGGAGCUUCUCAGGGAAUGUUCAUUGGCUGUUUUGUGGAUGCUGCCACCGGCUACAUCACUUUCACUUGUGAAGGAAAAGAGACCAGCCACAGAUUCAAGAUGGAGCCGGAAACAAAACUAUUUCCAGCCAUAUUUGUGGAAGCAACAAGUAAAGAAAUCCUCCAAAUUGAACUGGGACGAACCUCAACUACUUUGCCUCUUUCUGCAGCAGUUUUGCAAAAUUCUGAACGUCAUGUCAAUCCUCAGUUUCCACCACGUUUGAAAGUGCAGUGCCUGAAACCGCACCAAUGGGCUAGAGUACCCAACGUGUCACUCCAAGUACAUGCUUUGAAGCUAUCUGAUAUUCGUGGCUGGAGUAUGCUGUGUGAAGAUCCAAUGUCCAUGUUGGCACUGCACAUUCCCGAAGAAGACCGCAGCAUUGAUAUUUUGGAAUUGAUUGAAAUGGAAAAGUUGCUAUCAUUCCACGCACACACGCUAACUCUGUACGCAGCUCUGUGCUUCCAGUCGAACUACCGUGCUGCGCAUACCCUUUGUGCGCACGUUGACGAGAAACAGCUGUUGUACGCCAUUCGCUCCGACUACAUGUCGGGUCCCUUGCGCCAGGGAUUCUACGACCUCCUCAUUGCACUGCAUCUCGAGUCGCAUGCCUACACGAUGGAAGUAUGCAAAAAUGAAUUUAUUAUACCGAUUGGUCAAGAAUUGAGAGAUUUAUAUGAAGAUCCAGAGAUGUGUCACAGUCUAAGGUCCUUGAAAACAGAAUCUGUGCUACCCACAAUGAAGAUGACUGAUAAGGCUGAUGCACCGUCCCCUGGAGAAGUAGUGGACAACAUCAGGAGCUUGUACAGUCCUCAGUUUCCGUUGGAUGGUGUGAGGGACUUCGUAAUGGCGGCUCUCGAUGAAGCAGUUCAAAUAAACCAGCUCCACAACCGAGACCCCGUUGGAGGCUCCAAUGAAAACUACUUCCUGCCACUCUUGAAAUUGGUUGAUCGACUAUUACUGGUUGGAAUGCUGCGCGAUGAAGAUGUUAUGAAGCUGCUUAUAAUGUUCAAUCCAGAAACUUGGGAUACAUCCUUUGAGAAAGAUGGAAAAGAUGAGCACCGUAAAGGAUUACUGAAUAUGAAGAUGGCUGAAGGCGCUAAACUGCAGAUGUGCUACCUGCUGCAUCAUCUUUGUGACAUCCAGCUCCGUCACAGGGUCGAAGCCAUCAUUUCAUUCAGUAUUGAAUUCGUUGGAGAUCUGCAAUCAGACCAGCUUCGGAGAUAUGUUGAGAUCAAACAGUCUGAUUUACCAUCAGCUAUCGCUGCCAAGAAGACAAGAGAGUUUCGUUGUCCUCCCAGAGAACAGAUGAAUGCUAUUCUUGGCUUCAAAAACUUGGAAGAGGGCGAUACCGAGAACUGUCCAUGUGGAGAUGAGCUCAGAGAACGACUGAAUUCUUUCCACGAACAAUUGAUGCAUAAAGUCUCUCUACUAGCGCUCCAGGAACCAUCUGAAGAGGAAGUGUCUGCUGACGAUCUGAAGAAACCCAGUGCCCUUAACCGCCUUUAUAAUUUCAUAAAUGCUGUUAAAGAGCUAGAAGAGACACCUCAGAUAGAAGAAGAACCGGAGAAGAAAACACCUGAAGAAAUCUUCAGAAAAGUUCUGAUAAGUACUAUUGUCAAAUGGGCAGAAGAAACUCAGAUUGAAUCUCCUAAACUUGUCAGAGAAAUGUUCAGUCUUCUGGUGCGCCAGUACGACACUGUUGGAGAGCUGAUUCGUGCAUUGGGAAAGACGUAUGUGAUCAACAGCAAAACGAAGGACGACGCUGCCCUCAUGUGGGUCGGACUCAGUCAGAUUCGUGCCUUGCUGCCGGUGCAGAUGUCCCAAGAGGAAGAAGGCCUCAUGCGUGAGCGCUUAUGGAAACUGGUCAACAAUCACACGUUUUUCCAGCAUCCAGAUUUGAUAAGAGUGCUGCGUGUGCAUGAGAACGUGAUGGCUGUGAUGAUGAACACAUUGGGCAGGAGAGCGCAAGCGCAGUCAGAUGCCCCCCAGGCUGGUCAAGAGGGAGAGCCAUUCGCCAAAGAAAAGGACACAUCUCACGAAAUGGUUGUAGCUUGCUGUAGAUUCCUCUGCUACUUCUGUAGAACAUCUAGACAGAAUCAGAAAGCUAUGUUCGACCACUUCGCAUUUCUACUGGAGAACAGCAACAUCCUCCUGUCUCGUCCUUCGUUGAGGGGCAGUACUCCUCUUGAUGUCGCCUAUUCGUCACUCAUGGAGAACACUGAGCUUGCGCUUGCUCUCAGGGAACACUACUUGGAGAAAAUUGCCAUCUACUUGUCCAGAUGUGGUCUCCAGUCCAACUCGGAACUUGUUGAGAAAGGAUAUCCUGAUCUUGGAUGGGAUCCCGUGGAGGGUGAACGAUACCUCGAUUUUCUACGCUUCUGUGUUUGGGUGAAUGGUGAAAGUGUUGAAGAAAACGCUAACCUGGUUAUCAGGCUACUGAUUAGGAGACCUGAAUGCCUUGGUCCAGCACUGAGAGGUGAAGGAGAGGGCUUGUUGAGAGCAAUUGUUGAUGCUAACAAGAUGUCUGAGAGAAUUGCGGAUAGAAGGAAGGUGAUGGAUGAGCCAGAAGGCACAACAAUGGUGAUGCAUUUCGAACACCCGCUUCCAGAAUCCGAUGACGAUGAAGACUAUAUCGACACCGGAGCUGCUAUUCUUGCCUUCUAUUGUACUUUGGUCGACUUGCUCGGACGCUGUGCUCCUGAUUCUUCUGUUAUUGCUCAGGGUAAGAAUGAGUCAUUGCGAGCUCGAGCCAUCCUGCGAUCGCUGGUGCCUCUGGAGGAUCUUCAGGGUGUCCUCAGUCUCAAAUUCACACUGCAGAACCCUGCAGCGGGCGAGGAGCGACCCAAGAGUGACAUGCCCUCGGGACUCAUUCCUGGCCACAAGCAGAGUGUCGUUCUAUUCUUGGAGAGAGUGUACGGAAUUGAAACUCAAGAGCUGUUCUUCAGGCUGCUGGAAGAAGCGUUCCUUCCCGACCUGAGAGCAGCCACCAUGCUUGACAGGAACGACGGCUCCGAAUCGGACAUGGCUCUAGCCAUGAAUCGCUACAUCGGCAACUCCAUCCUGCCUCUCCUCAUCACUCACUCCAAGUUCUACAACGAAGCAGACAACUACGCCAGCUUAUUGGACGCCACUUUGCACACAGUCUACCGAUUGUCCAAGAACAGAAUGCUCACCAAGGGACAGCGAGAAGCGGUGUCUGACUUCCUUGUAGCUCUUACGUCCUCCAUGCAACCGAGUAUGCUGUUGAAAUUGCUGAGAAAACUGACUGUUGAUGUUUCCAAGCUGACCGAAUACACAACAGUGGCGCUGAGAUUGCUUACUCUGCAUUAUGAUCGCUGCGCCAAAUAUUAUGGAUCUACUGGUGGCCAAGGUCUGUAUGGAUCGUCAAGUGAUGAGGAGAAGCGCCUGACCAUGAUGCUCUUCAGCAACAUUUUCGAUUCCCUCUCCAAAAUGGAUUAUGAUCCUGAACUGUUCGGCAAGGCUCUUCCAUGCUUGACAGCUAUUGGAUGUGCUCUUCCGCCCGAUUAUUCUCUCUCAAAGAACUAUGACGAUGAGCUUUACGGUGCCAGAGACUCGCAAGCUGGUCCAUCAGAUGGUCCAUACAAUCCACAGCCCAUCAAUACUCAGGCGGUUGUCCUCAAUAAUGACUUGAACACAAUAGUUCAGAAAUUCUCAGAACAUUACCACGAUGCAUGGGCAAGUAGAAAGCUUGAGAACGGUUGGACGUAUGGCGAACAAUGGAGUGACUCACAAAAAACUCACCCACGGCUCAAGCCAUACAACAUGCUCAAUGAUUAUGAACGAGAACGUUACAAGGAGCCGGUGAGAGAGUCGAUCAAAGCGUUGCUGGCGAUUGGUUGGACCGUGGAGCACAGUGAGGCAGACGUGCCUCUCACCAGUCGUGGCUCCAUUCGCCGGCAGUCCAAGCCCAAUGCAAUGGUUGAUUCUUCAACGCCUUUCAAUUAUCAUCCGAAUCCGAUUGACAUGACAAACUUGACCUUGAGCAGAGAGAUGCAGAACAUGGCCGAACGCUUGGCUGAAAAUGCACACGACAUUUGGGCUAAGAAGAAAAAGGAAGAACUUAUUACUUGUGGUGGUGGAAUUCAUCCGCAACUUGUUCCAUACGACUUACUGACUGAUAAGGAAAAGAAGAAAGACAGGGAGCGAUCUCAGGAAUUCUUGAAGUAUCUUCAAUAUCAAGGAUACAAGUUGCAUAGAAGAAAAAAGACAAUCAUAAUACUUGUUUGUUUUCAGGUGGUUUUACCAUUAGUGGAGAAAUAUUUCAGCACACAUAGGAACUACUUCAUUGCUGUAGCCACUGCCUCAAAUAAUGUCGGAGCAGCGUCCUUGAAGGAAAAAGAAAUGGUAGCUAGCUUGUUCUGCAAACUAGCAAACCUGCUGAGAUCUCGACUGGCUGCUUUUGGUGCUGAUGUUCGAAUUUCAGUGAAAUGCUUGCAAGUGCUUGUCAAAGGAAUUGAUGCAAAAUCUCUGGUGAAGAACUGUCCGGAAUUCAUUAGAACAUCGAUGCUAACGUUCUUCAAUAAUACAGCUGAUGAUCUGGGGCACACAAUUCAAAACUUACAGGAGGGCAAGUACAGUCAUCUACGUGGAGCACAUCUUAAGACCUCGACCUCUCUAUUCUACAUCAAUGAUGUCAUUCUUCCAGUUUUGACCGCUAUGUUCGAUCAUUUGGCGGCAUGUGAAUAUGGCGGCGACUUGUUAUUGGAUGAAAUUCAAGUAGCCUCCUAUAAAAUGCUUGGCAGUUUGUACACAUUAGGAAUCGAUGCCACGCUAACUCAUGACAGGAAAUACUUGAAGACUGAAAUUGAAAGACAUCGUCCUCAACUUGGAAGCUGUUUGGGAGCAUUUGCUUCAACCUUCCCGGUUGCGUUCCUAGAGCCACAUUUGAACAAACACAACCAAUUUUCUCUCGUCAAUCGUAUUGCUGACCAUUCUUUAGAAGCUCAAGAUAUUCUUUCUCGUAUGGAAAGCACAAUGCCAACUUUGGACAACAUUUUGAGUGAGGUUGACCAGUUUGUGGAGUCUGAUAAGACGCAUAACGAUGCACCCCAUAUCAUUGAUGUGAUAAUGCCAAUGCUGUGCUCUUAUCUACCUGUUUGGUGGAAUCAAGGACCUGAUAAUGUUGCACUCACUGCCGGAAAUUACGUGACAAUGGUAACCAGUGAACAUAUGAAUCAACUUUUGAAGAAUGUACUCAAAAUGAUCAAGAAAAAUAUUGGAAAUGAGAGUGCUCCAUGGAUGACAAGGAUAGCAGCUUAUACGCAACAAAUCAUAAUCAAUUCCUCGGAAGAGUUGCUGAAAGAUCCAUUCCUGCCAUUAGCUGAGCGCGUGAAGAAAAGGACUGACGCCAUGUUCCAUAAGGAGGAAUCACUCAGAGGAUUCAUCAAAUCGGCUUCUGAUGACACCUCUCAGAUUGAAGCACAAAUUCAAGAAGACUGGCAACUUCUAGUGAGAGAUAUCUACUCAUUCUAUCCACUUCUCAUCAAGUAUGUAGAUUUGCAAAGGAAUCAUUGGUUGAGAAAUAAUAUUUCUGAAGCCGAAGACUUGUAUAAUCAUGUAGCUGAGAUCUUCAAUACGUGGUCGAAGUCUCAGUACUUCCUGAAAGAGGAGCAGAACUUUAUUUCAGCGAAUGAGAUUGACAACAUGGUUCUGAUAAUGCCGACGGCUACAAGGAGGAAUGCAGUCGUUAGCGACAGUGCCGCUCCUCCGGGAGGCAGUGGAAAGAAAAAGAAGAAGAACAGGGAGAAAAAGAGAGACAAGGACAAGGAACUUCAAGCCAGUCUGAUGGUUGCUUGUUUGAAAAGGCUUCUUCCGGUUGGCUUGAAUCUGUUUGCUGGUCGGGAACAAGAACUGGUCCAGCAUUGUAAAGAUAGAUUCCUAAAGAAAAUGCAAGAAUACGAAAUAGUGGAGUUCGCGAAGACUCAGCUGACCCUGCCUGACAAACUGGACCCGGGCGAUGAGAUGUCGUGGCAGCACUACCUCUACUCCACUCUGGGCAGCAAGAAGGAGAUCACCGAAGGCGGCAAGCCGGAGCAGAUAGACGCAGUCGUCGACCGUAUCGUCGCUAUGGCUAAAGUGCUCUUUGGUCUCCAUAUGGUAUGGCCUGCUUCUUCCGCCCACGAGUCGGGUUGGAGGCGUGUGUUGUCCGCCGCACGCAAGCGAGCCGCCAUCGCCUGUCUGCGUACUCAGCCGCUCUACACGCUCAAAAGGCAUAAAGCUAUUAACAUAUUCGCUCGAUCGUACUACGAGUUAUGGCUGACUGAAGAGAAUGUUGGAACCGAAGUUCUAAUUGAAGAUUUGACACAAUCGUUUGAAGAUGCUGAACUGAAGAAAACCGAUGAAGAAGUGGAUGAAGGCAAGUCGGACCCGCUGACGCAGCUGGUGACGACAUUCUGCCGGGGAGCGAUGACCGAGCGAGCCGGUGCACUCCAGGAAGAUCCUCUCUACAUGUCGUACGCCGAAAUUGCUGCCAAAUCUUGUGGAGAAGAGGAAGAAGAAGGUGGUGAUGAAGAGGAAGGAGGAGAAGGAGAAGAGCAGGGUGCCUCAAUACACGAACAAGAAAUGGAGAAGCAGAAGCUGCUCUUCCAUCAAUCAAGACUGGCCAACAGAGGAGUGGCGGAGAUGGUGUUAUUGCACAUUUCCGCCUGCAAUGGCGUUCCCAGUGACAUGGUUGAGAAAACACUUCAACUUGGAAUAUCCAUACUCCGAGGUGGUAACAUCGAUAUUCAAAUGGGAAUGCUGAAUCAUCUAAAGGAGAAGAAAGAUGUAGGAUUCUUCACAUCGAUUGCUGGAUUGAUGAACUCUUGCAGUGUACUGGACUUGGACGCGUUUGAGCGCAACACAAAGGCAGAGGGUCUGGGCGUCGGGUCAGAUGGUGCGGCCGGAGAGAAGAACAUGCAUGAUGCCGAGUUCACCUGCACACUCUUCCGGUUCAUCCAGCUCACUUGUGAAGGGCACAAUCUCGAAUGGCAAAACUAUUUGAGGACACAGGCUGGAAAUACUACAACCGUCAACGUUGUCAUCUGUACAGUAGAUUAUCUUCUGAGGUUGCAGGAAUCAAUCAUGGACUUCUAUUGGCAUUACUCGAGCAAAGAACUGAUUGACCCAGCAGGAAAAGCCAAUUUUUUCAAAGCUAUAGGAGUUGCAAGUCAGGUUUUCAAUACAUUGUCUGAGGUUAUUCAAGGUCCAUGUACUCAGAACCAGCAAGCUUUGGCUCAUUCCAGAUUGUGGGAUGCUGUUGGUGGUUUCCUAUUCCUCUUCUCUCAUAUGCAAGAUAAACUAUCAAAGCAUUCAAGUCAAGUUGACCUUCUCAAGGAACUACUCAAUCUCCAAAAAGACAUGAUUACCAUGAUGUUGUCUAUGCUUGAAGGUAAUGUUGUGAAUGGUACCAUUGGAAAGCAGAUGGUUGAUACUCUGGUUGAAUCGGCUUCAAAUGUUGAGUUGAUUUUGAAGUACUUCGAUAUGUUCCUGAAACUGAAAGACAUGACAGAAUCGCCGAGCUUCUUGGAAAUCGAUCCGAAUCACGAUGGUUGGGUUUUGCCCAAAGAUUUUAAAGAAAAAAUGGAACAGCAGAAGAGUUAUACACCAGAGGAAAUAAGUUUCAUGCUUCAGUGUUGUGAGACCAAUCAUGACGGCAAGUUGGAUUACGUUGGUUUCGUUGACAGAUUCCAUGAACCAUCCAAAGAAAUCGGUUUCAAUCUGGCUGUACUCCUAACAAACCUUUCCGAGCACAUGCCCAACGAACCCAGGUUGGCAAGAUUCUUGGAAACAGCAGGCAGUGUGUUGAAUUACUUUGAACCAUUCCUAGGACGUAUAGAAAUUAUGGGCAGCAGUAAACGAAUAGAAAGAGUCUAUUUCGAAAUCAAGGAGUCUAAUAUUGAGCAGUGGGAAAAGCCCCAAAUUAAAGAAUCGAAGAGAGCGUUCUUCUACUCGAUAGUGACUGAAGGUGGUGACAAAGAAAAGCUGGAGGCGUUCGUAAAUUUCUGCGAGGACGCCAUCUUUGAAAUGACGCACGCCAGCGGCUUGAUGUCCGUCGAUGAUGAUUCGGGGGGUGGAGGGGGCAAAGCGCGCAAAGCUGCCUACACCUACAUCUCCGAAGAAGACGAAGAAAAGAAUGCCAAGGAUCCUAUCAGGAGGACGGUUCAAGCUUUCAAGGAUGCACUCUAUUUCAUUCUGACAAUGCUGUCUCCGUCAAACAUCAAGGCGAAAAUAAAUGAAAUGCAGCAGAUGAGCGUACCGGAAUUAGUUGUCGGAUUCUUCAAAAUAUUCUUCUAUAUGUUCUAUUAUUCGGGAGUUAGUGUUUCCGUUGUUCUUAGGUACUUUGGACGGAUAUUGAUGACAUUGAUGAGAGGACCGCAGACUGAAGAGCCAGUGGAAGAAGUGAAGAAGGACGAUGAGAUGAUGGGACCGAUGAGAGCUCUGCCGCCGCCUCUGCCCAAAGAAGAUGCAAAAGAAGCGUCUGCCUCUACUGAAGCCAAGGAUGACAGUGGCCAAGCGAAAUCUGGCGACGGCGGUGCUACAUUGGCACUGACUGCUGGCGGAGAGGCGCACAAGGAGGGAGGUUCGGCCGAGAAGGGAGCGGAGGACGGAUCCAAGCCAGAGGGCGCCGAAGCUGAAGGCACGCACCCUAGCAUCACUCUUGCUGAUCUUUUGGGAGGUGAAGCAGCUCGCAAAGAAGCAGUGGCCAGAGCCGAAGUAGCAGCUGAACAGCAAGCUGUGAUGGCAGCUGUAGAAGCAGAAGCCAAACACGAUGUCGUUGCAGAACCAUCUGCCUUUUCACAGAUUGAUUUCAAUGGAUACACACAUCGGGCUGUGAGUUUUCUGGCCAGGAACUUCUACAACCUCAAGUACGUUGCGCUGGUUCUUGCUUUCUGUAUCAACUUCAUCCUGCUGUUCUAUAAGGUUACGACUCUGGGCGAAGAUGAGGACGGCGGAGGUGGUAGUGGCGAACUGGGCGGGCUGGCCGACGACCUGAUGGAGGAGCUUGGAGGCGGCGCAUCCGGCGAGGAAGGCGGCGGGAUGAGUGGCGGCCUGAGCGGGGGCGGCGACAGUGGUGAGGACGGGGGCAGUGGUGAAGAGGAGGACCCCAUUGAGCUGGUGCAUGUCAACGAGGACUUCUUCUACAUGGCGCAUGUCAUGAAGAUCGCAGCCAUGCUCCACUCACUCGUGUCUCUAGCCAUGCUCAUCGCUUACUAUCAUCUCAAGGUACCACUGGCCAUAUUCAAACGUGAGAAAGAAAUAGCUAGACGUCUGGAGUUUGAUGGACUGUACAUAGCCGAGCAGCCUGAAGAUGAUGAUAUUAAAUCACAUUGGGAUAAAUUGGUCAUAUCAGCUAAAUCUUUCCCUGUCAAUUAUUGGGAUAAAUUUGUGAAGAAGAAGGUCAGGCAAAAGUAUAGUGAAACGUACGACUUUGAUUCAAUAAGCACACUACUGGGUAUGGAAAAGACAUCGUUCAGCUCUCAAGAGACCGAAGAAGGAACUGGAAUCAUCAACUUUAUAUUGAAUAUCGAUUGGCGCUAUCAAGUCUGGAAAGCUGGCGUGACAAUAACGGACAAUGCAUUCUUAUACAGUUUAUGGUAUUUCAUAUUCUCUAUCCUUGGAAACUUCAAUAAUUUCUUCUUCGCUGCCCAUUUGCUGGAUGUUGCUGUUGGAUUUAAAACGUUGAGAACGAUCUUGCAGUCUGUAACUCACAAUGGAAAACAGUUGGUCUUGACAGUGAUGCUUCUCACAAUCAUUGUGUACAUCUACACGGUCAUCGCCUUCAACUUCUUCCGCAAAUUCUACGUCCAAGAAGAAGAUGAAGAAGUUGAUAAAAAGUGUCACGAUAUGUUAACAUGUUUCGUAUUCCACUUGUACAAAGGAGUGAGAGCUGGUGGAGGCAUUGGAGAUGAAAUCGAGCCACCCGAUGGCGAUGACUAUGAAGUCUAUCGCAUCAUGUUCGACAUCACUUUCUUCUUCUUUGUCAUUGUUAUCCUGCUGGCCAUCAUUCAGGGUUUGAUCAUUGACGCCUUUGGUGAGCUGAGAGAUCAGUUGGAAAGCGUGAAGGAGGACAUGGAGUCCAACUGCUUCAUUUGCGGCAUUGGCAAAGACUACUUUGAUAAAGUGCCGCAUGGCUUCGACACUCAUGUACAGCAAGAGCAUAAUCUUGCUAAUUACAUGUUUUUCCUCAUGCAUCUAAUCAACAAGCCAGACACAGAGUACACUGGUCAAGAAACGUAUGUGUGGAAUAUGUACCAACAGAGGUGCUGGGACUUCUUUCCAGUUGGUGACUGCUUCCGUAAACAAUAUGAAGACGAAUUGGGUGGUGGCGGUGGCUAACGAGCAAGUCACCCGUCACCUUAUCGAAUUAACCAAUUUCCUCUUGAAAACUACCACUCUAAAUGGACCUAAUUUGAAUAUUUUUCUAAAAAAAUUGAAUUGCAAUUAAUUAUGAAUUUCUUCAUUCACUCAAAUCUACGGUAUUCAAAAAAUAAUGAAGUUCGUCAUAUUUACUAUAUCUGCGUGUUUUUGCAGUUCUUUGUAAAAGUAGAACUACUUUGAAUCACAUAUCUUGAAACUGUAUUGAUUGCGAGCAGCGUUAACAAUUCUGAAUUUAAAUCAUUGGAAAAUUAACAAUAAUAAAGAUUGUAUAAAUCAAAUUAUGUUCGUACCAAAUUUUAUUAAAACUUUGACUGUAA